Molecule: messenger RNA, 553 nt
Organism: Diabrotica balteata
Lineage: Eukaryota; Metazoa; Arthropoda; Insecta; Coleoptera; Chrysomelidae
Source: the annotation of a GenBank genome assembly
GUGUCAUUGUUUUCAUUAAUUUUUAUUUAUAGAUUUAAAAAACUUAAAUAAAUAAUGAAAGGUUUAAUAAUUUUAUAAAUGGAAACUAUUUAAUCAAUAAUGGAGGUUGACGAGGAAAUGCAAGAAAUCGGACAUACUUCUAAAAAAAUAGAAAAUAUUUCAAAAAAGGAAGGCAUACGGGAAGGUAUUUCUGCAGGUAGAGACAGUAAUUUCCAAGAAAGCUUUGAUAAAGGCUUCGAAGAAGGAUUUAAAAAUGGAUUUCUUUUAGGACAAUACAGAGGGAUUGUAAUGUCACAAUCUAGGCAGACUAAUGUUGAAGAAAAAGUACAUCCUGUUUUAGAAAAUAUAAGCCUUGGUUCAUGUGAGGUGUGUAAAAAUAAUGACAUAUCUAAAGAUGAAGACAACAUAGAUAAUAUUAUAGAAGUGCAAAGUAAAGCAUUUGAGGAAAAUAUUCAAAUAUUGAAAACAUUUUAUGGGGAUAUAACAAAAGGUGAUAACUAAAAUUAUUUAUAAAGACUAAAUGCAUUUUUAUAUUGUAAUAUAAUAUUAAAUA